This is a messenger RNA of Oncorhynchus nerka (sockeye salmon), 1281 nucleotides long. RefSeq lists its product as uncharacterized. The coding region runs from base 373 to 1281 and encodes 302 amino acids. Gene Ontology annotation, molecular function: protein binding. NCBI's taxonomy places the organism in Eukaryota, Metazoa, Chordata, Actinopteri, Salmoniformes, Salmonidae. The record is from RefSeq and is a predicted model, not a curated record. The transcript has 7 exons.
GUACUGGAGAGGUCUUAGUGUUGGAUGCACUGGUGCUUAUUUCAACUAUGUUCUAUACUUCAACUUAGUGGUGUGAGGGGAAAACGCAUCAUGUCAAGGUUAUAAAGUGAAGAACAAACUGGGAAAAAAACAUUCAGACACACUUGGAGAAAAUGGGGAAUUAAUUCAAACUUCAUUCAAACCAAUGCUACAUGAAAGACUUGUCUGUAGUACCUUAGUGGUGUGAAAGCACUUCUGAAGCCUUCUGGACCCCUUAAGGACACCUGGGAGAGGAGACCCGGUCAUGCACGCAGGUUGACGUGAGAACCAUCUGACUGAGCUGGUUGAAAAGCUAGCUGUUACCCUGUCUGAGUGGAAACCACAGAGACCAAGAUGGAGGCGGGACUACUGGAGAGCAGGCUGAGUAUGGAGGACUAUGAGAAACUGCAGAGCCUCUUUCUGGGUGACAGUGAAGCAGGCGUGUCCUUCUCCAGGGCAGAGUUUAUAGAACAAGCUUGGUCUGCAUUGAGACGUGGCUCCAGGGAGGAGUACGGCCUCCUAUUCGACAGUGUUGUUGUCACUCAGGAGCAGCGUAGCCUGCUAUUGGACAGUGCUGACGAGCGAGGGGAGAGGAGAGUAGACUGGGAGAGGCUGACUUCCUUCCUGCUGUUAGGGCUGUCAGAAAAAGAGGAAAAUGAACGGGCUGCCACCGUGCCUCGCUGGCAGCCUCCACGAACUCUGACCCCUCCACACCGUGACCCUGUCCAACAGGUGGUGUACCUGCGUAGCUCAAGCCGGUACCUGUCGGUGAGUAAGGGGGGCACGCUGGGGGUGUGGGCGGGGGAGGACUUUGCCCUUCUCCAAACACACCGCCUCCACAACGACUCUGUCAGGCCCAAAGAUCUCUGGGUAACAGCUAUGGUGGUGCUGCACAACGUAAACAAGAUAGCUGUGUCAUUCACCAGUAAGGAGCUGUGUUUCUAUGACUUGCUGUCCAAGCAGCAGUUUAGCUGCCAGUAUAAACUGCAGGGUCUGAGAUACGCCCCUCUCAGUCUGGACUACUGGUGUCACCCCACUUACCCUGCCCAGGCUGUACUCACCAUGGGAGACACCGGGGGACAGGUCAGUGCCAUAUGCUUCAGGUCAGCUCAGAUCUCCCUGUUUGAGAGGCCCAGUCCAGGGGCGGAGACAGACUCUGCUGACAUCAUCAAGUGGAAGGAGCUAGUUGAAGGUCGCCAUCGCUGCUGCUACACACUGAGACACCGAGCUCACGGACACGCCUGGGUACGCAGAGUUUUAUGA